AUGCGAAGGGCUAGCCUUUUUGGCCUCUGGGCUGUUGCUCUGCUCGUAAACGGAGUUGCUUGUCAGCAAAUGCCUCCAUGCGCAGCAACAUGCAUGGAGACCGGGCUCGGGGGGUCGUCUUGCUCCCCGAUUGAUACCCAGUGUAUAUGCACCGAUACAGCGCUGCAGCAAAAUAUCAGUGUCUGCAUUGUCAUGACGUGCUCGGUUAAAGAAGCAUUAAUCUCGCAGAAUGCAUCGAACACAAUGUGCGGGAUCGAGCCUCGAGAUAUCUCCCACAUCACGACAAUCGUCACAAGUGUUUUUAUGAGUCUCGCGAUAACAUUUACCGUCAUGCGGUGCUCUGAAUCGCGUGAUCACUUUGGGCCAGAGGAUAUUUUUGCAAUAUUAGCCUUGAUCUUCGCAGUUCCAAUGGGAGCCCUCGAAUACCCAAUGGCGAAGGAUGGCUAUGGGAAAGGCAUCUGGACCCUUCCCUUUGAUAAUAUUACGCGCAUUGUGAAGUUCACUUGGCUCCUACAACUGCUCUACAUCCCCGCCCUCGCCGCAACCAAAAUGGCCUUCCUAUGUCUUUAUUUACGGAUCUUCCCAAGUACAGGCAUUCGACGAGUCAUCUGGGUGCUAAUAGCCAUGAACGCCCUGUACCUCCUGGCCUAUGCCUUCGGAACCGCGUUUAACUGUCUGCCAGUUUCAUAUAUCUGGACGAAAUGGCACGGGGAAGCAGAAGGAUCAUGUCUCAAUUUCAAUGCAUUCGGCAUCGCAAAUGCGGCAACCAAUAUUACGCUCGAUCUGGCAGUGAUCGGGCUUCCGCUGCACAAGAUAGCGGCGCUUUCUGUAAGCUUGUCGAAGAAGAUUAUGCUCCUGUCCAUGUUUGGGCUAGGAUUCUUUGUAACAGUCGUCAGUAUACUCCGACUUAGGGUUGUGAUCACCUACGCAACAACCACAAAUGCCACAUACGACACUGUUGCCACCUCUUACUGGUCCAUAAUUGAAUGCUUUAGCGGCAUAGUCUGCAUCAACCUACCUUCCGCCCGCCGGCUCUACCGUAAAGUCACCCACUUCUGUUUCGGCACCUCCCGGACGGGGCAGGAAGAGACCUAUCAGAAUGUCACACCCAAUUCCUCAUUCCGACGCCAGGAGACGGAGACGGACACGGAGUCUUUGGUUUGGGUCUCCAGGAACCGCUAG
Molecule: messenger RNA, 1182 nt
Organism: Aspergillus pseudotamarii
Lineage: Eukaryota; Fungi; Ascomycota; Eurotiomycetes; Eurotiales; Aspergillaceae
Product: CFEM domain-containing protein
Exons: 8
Coding region: 1-1182 (393 amino acids)
Source: RefSeq, a predicted model, not a curated record